GCCCUGACACCGUCAAAAUUCCAUUUGGAUCCACCCAUCUCAAGUCAUUCCCGUCCCGCCGAGUACCUAACAUUUCCUCGCCCUUCCAUUUUCCGAGGAACCUUGGCUUACUCAGAGCGCACUGUCACAGCAAUCCACCCUUCCAAGCAAAGAAAACGUCCACUAGAAUACGCUCCAGUUACAGAGUAUCGCACGCUAAACGUCGAUGUCAUAUAGUGUUGAUUUCGGAACCCUCAAGACGGUCAUUGCCGUCGCCAGAAAUCGCGGUGUCGAUGUGAUUUCCAACGAGGUCUCCAACCGUGCCACGCCGUCUGUCGUUGGAUUCGGUCCCAAGUCGCGAUACCUCGGCGAGAGCGCCAAGACGCAAGAAAUCUCCAACCUCAAGAACACUGUCGGUUCCAUCAAGCGUCUUGCCGGCCGCGCCUUCGCCGAUCCCGAUGCCCAGCUCGAGCAGCAGUACAUUACCGCUCCCCUCGUCGAUGUCAACGGCCAGGUCGGUGUCGAGGUCUCGUACCUUGGCAAGAAGGAGAAGUUCUCCAACACCCAGUUGAUCUCCAUGUACCUCAGCAAGAUCAAGCAAACAACACAGGCUGAGCUGAAGCUUCCCGUCUCCGACUUGGUCAUGAGCGUCCCCGCCUGGUUCACCGACAUCCAGCGCCGCGCCAUCAUCGAUGCUGCCGAGAUCGCCGGCCUGAAGCUCCUCCGCCUCAUGAACGACACUACUGCUGCCGCUCUCGGCUGGGGUAUCACCAAGCUCGAUCUCCCCGCCCCCGAGGAGCAGCCCCGCCGUGUUGCCUUCAUCGAUAUCGGCCACAGCAACUACACCUGCUCCAUUGUUGAGUUCAAGAAGGGUGAGCUGGCCGUCAAGGGUACCGCCUUCGACCGUCACUUUGGUGGCCGCGACUUCGACAAGGCUGUCGUCGAGCACUUGGGCAAGGAGUUCAACGGAAAGUACGGCAUUGACAUUCACUCCAACGGCCGCGCCAUGGCCCGCACCAUCGCUGCCGCCGAGAAGUGCAAGAAGAUCUUGUCUGCCAACCAGCAGGCUCCUGUCAACAUCGAGUCCAUCAUGAACGACGUCGAUGUUUCUGCCAUGAUCACACGCCCGGAGUUCGAGGCCCUCGUCGAGCCUUUGCUUCAGCGUGUCCACGUUCCUCUCGAGCAGGCUCUUGCCGAGGCCAAGUUGACCAAGGACGACAUUGACGUCAUCGAGGUCAUUGGUGGUGGCAGCCGUGUUCCCGCCCUCAAGGAGCGCAUCCAGGCUUUCUUCGGAAAGACCCUGUCUUUCACCCUGAACCAGGACGAGGCUGUUGCCCGUGGUGCUGCCUUCAGCUGCGCUAUUCUGUCCCCCGUCUUCCGUGUCCGCGACUUCACCGUCCAGGACAUCAUGAGCUACCCCAUCGAGUUCGCCUGGGAGAAGGCUCCCGAUAUUCCCGAUGAAGACACCAGCCUGACUGUCUUCAACCGCGGCAACGUUCUGCCGUCCACCAAGAUUCUUACCUUCUACCGCAAGCAGCCCUUCGACCUCGAGGCCCGCUACGCGAAGCCCCAAGAUCUCCCCGGAAAGAUUAACCCGUGGAUCGGUCGCUUCUCUGUCAAGGGCGUUAAGGCCGACGGCAAGGACGACUUCAUGAUCUGCAAGCUGAAGGCUCGUGUCAACAUCCACGGUGUUCUCAACGUCGAGAGCGGCUACUACGUCGAGGACCAGGAGGUUGAGGAGGAGGUCAAGGAAGAGGAGAAGGAUGGCGAGAAGAAGGACCCUGAUGCCAUGGAGACUGACAACAAGGAGGAUGCUCCCAAGAAGACUCGCAAGGUAAAGAAGCAAGUCCGCAAGGGCGACCUUCCCAUUGUCAGCGGCACAGCUUCCCUAUCCGACUCAGCAAGAACCGCUCUUCUCGAGAAGGAGUCUGCCAUGGUCAUGGAGGACAAGCUUGUCGCCGACACCGAGGAGAAGAAGAACGAGCUCGAGACCUUCAUCUACGACCUCCGCAACAAGCUCGACGACCAGUACGCCGACUUCGCCAGCGAAGAGGAGAAGACCAAGAUUAAGGAGAAGCUCGAGGCCAGCGAGGACUGGCUCUACGACGAGGGCGAGGACGCCACCAAGGCUGUCUACGUUGCCAAGAUUGACGAGAUCCGCGCCAUGGCCGGACCCAUUGUCCAGCGCCACUUCGAGAAGGUCGAGGAGGACCGCCGUAUUGUUCAGGAGAGAGUAGAGGCUGAGAAAGCCGCCAAGCGCGCCGAAGAGGAGGCUCGCAAAGCUGCCGAAGCUGAGAAGGCUCCUCCGGCGGCUAAGGAUGAGGAGAUGACCGACGCCGAUGCCGCAAAGGCCGAUGCCGAGGCCGAGGGCACGAAAUAGGAUCCCGUGGACCUGACCAACGUCUGAAACUUGGAAAACAAAACAAGACAGCAAAGAACAAAAAGCGAGAAAUCAACGAAGAUGAUAGAAUAGACC
Molecule: messenger RNA, 2455 nt
Organism: Colletotrichum godetiae
Lineage: Eukaryota; Fungi; Ascomycota; Sordariomycetes; Glomerellales; Glomerellaceae
Product: hsp70-like protein
Exons: 6
Coding region: 206-2359 (717 amino acids)
Biological process (GO): protein folding
Cellular component (GO): nucleus; cytosol
Molecular function (GO): ATP binding; ATP-dependent protein folding chaperone
Source: RefSeq, a predicted model, not a curated record